Molecule: messenger RNA, 4724 nt
Organism: Saccostrea cuccullata (small rock oyster)
Lineage: Eukaryota; Metazoa; Mollusca; Bivalvia; Ostreida; Ostreidae
Exons: 26
Coding region: 83-4558 (1491 amino acids)
Molecular function (GO): calcium ion binding
Source: RefSeq, a predicted model, not a curated record
GUUAAGACAGGGAAAUUUAAAUGUAAUACAAUUUUAUUUAUGCAUUUCUGUUAAAGGCUUUUGCGAAGUGUACAGAGAUAUAAUGGUGGCCGGCAGUUGUGUAUCAUUCAUUAGUGCAUUUUGGAUUUCUUGUACACUCACUGUCUCAAAAUGUAAUGGAUUGAAGCCAGAUUAUACAGCUUGUGAUGUUGCUGAUCUGAAGAAUGGUAAUCUUGUCCGUUGUUACGAUAAAGACAGUAUCCCUGUGACAUUUGACUCUUAUGUCCCGGAUGGGUCGUUAUGUGACAUCAUAAAUUCAGAUAAGGCAACUAAAGUGAGCGUCACAUGUGAUGAGGGACAGUGGAAUGACUCAUUCCUUACAUAUUCUACAAAAGCAAAUGAUUCUAGCAACGGUCGUCUUUUACGACAUAAACGCUUCUUAGGCUUUAUUGUUAAAUCAUUCAAAUGCUUGUUUGGAGGAUGUUCGAGACGUUCUAGACCUCGAGACAAUACACAGCCUAGCUUAACAUGUCCUCAAAACAUACAAGUAAAUGCUGAAAAACUACAAACAUGGAAAGUUGUAUCCUGGCAUGAACCGACAGCACACGAUGAUAGAGACGGACAUAUCACGCCAACAAGAGAGGGUAAAGCAUCCGGAAGCUACUUUAGUGCUGGAGUUACAACUAUCGGAUAUUAUGCCAGGGAUAAAAGUGGAAAUAUGGCUCGAUGUACCUUUACAGUUACCGUUACGGUUUUACGUUGCCCGACCCCUUAUAAAAUUAACAAUGGAUACAUCAUAUGUCAUCCAAGUGAUGAGUAUCUAUAUGGAGCGACUUGUUUCUUUGGAUGCUACCCUGGAUUUAGUCUAGAGGGAAAUUCGCAUCUGGAAUGCUUAGAAAACAAACUUUGGAACUAUAAUUUUCCACAUUGCAAAAAGAGGACUUGUCCAACACUUUUACCCGCUGUAGGCAUCCUCAAUUAUACUUGUACAGAUAGUAACAAUUUUCGCAGUAUAUGCACUUAUUCUUGCGCAAACGGGUUUGAUAUAACUCCAGGAAUGUCACGUGUUAGAAUCUGUACAGCUUAUGGGUUUUGGAGGGGAGAGGAGCCAACCUGCAAAGAUGUUGAUCCCCCAAAAUUGAUUGGUUGUUUACACACUAUAUAUGCUUUUGCGGACAGAAACUCAACAACUGGUGUCGUAACAUGGAAAGAGCCUACCGCCUCAGACAACUAUGAUAUAAGUGUUAGUAUUGUGAAGGAGGGAAGUGUAUCACCAGGGGACGAGCUGUUAGCAGGAAACUACAAGAUAGUGUACAAAGCCACUGAUGCUGCUGGAAACAAAGCUCCGAGCUGUGUGACUCACAUCGUCUUAAGGGUACUGACAUGUCCUGCUGUGUAUCCUACGCCUUUUCUAAGUGUUACUUGUCCAUGGGGGACGAAAUAUGGUAGUCAGUGCGAAUUUAACUGUGACCCUGGAUCAGUGCGCAACGGAUCAAGAAUUGUCGUUUGUGAAAAGAGCAAGAGUGGUAACUUUGGUUACUGGACUUGGAAUGACAGGCAGCCAUUUUGCCAAGUUACUCAGCAUUGUUAUGAGGAACCAAAUGUCCCUCAGAAUGGCGCCCUUGCUUGUGAUUAUUGGUAUGGUGGCAAAUUUUGCCAAAUGCUUUGCAAUGAUGAUUAUGACGUCAAAAUUGGUUAUAAUCCUGUUGAUAUGCUUGUUUGUGGCACCAGUGGACAAUGGCUACCAUCUGGAUCACUUCCUCUCCCGGAUUGCGCAAGAACAGGAGGGAUUCUUCGAAUGUCAAUCUCAUAUUACUUUUCCGGUGACUGCACAAAUUUGACUGUUCAAGAGGAGAUAAAGAGAAAAUUCAUUUCCACGUUGUCAUCGUCCUUAUACAAAGAUGCAUGUUUGAUACAUGCUAAAGAUUGUAAAGCGGAAAAUGUUCGGGUGAUUUGUGGUCAAAAAGUACGAAGGAAGCGUUCUAGUGGUGGGGAUUUGCAGAUUGACAUUGAUAUUUUUGCAGAAUUUGAUAAUGCAAUAUUUACUGAAUCAUUCAAAAUGUUUCGACGUCACCAAUCUGAUAUUACUGGCAAGAUUAUCGAAGCUAUGCUUGCAGGAACAUUGGACUUUAAUGCUAGUAUUCAUGGUUAUAUGGAGGCCAAAGAUGUAGAAAAUUUUGACGUUGUUUUGGAAUGCCCAGAAAAUACAAUACCGUCCUACAGGACUACAUCGUGUGUUGAAUGUGCAGCUGGCACAUUUUUUAAUGAACAAAACGCAACCUGUGAAAUGUGUCCUCGUGGUACGUAUCAGCCAACUACUGGACAAGCACAUUGCUUGCGAUGUCCAUUGGGUCAAACAACGAAGACAAAAGGUGGCAAACUUUCAUCGCAAUGUGAAGACGGAUGUCGUCCAGGAUCUUGGUCAGUGAGUGGAACACCUACAUGCUCUCUUUGUGCAGUUGGGACCUUUAGCACGGAUUAUGGUUCUGUACAGUGUAUAAGCUGUCCAGGAUCUACGACUACUAUAAACGAGGGUGCUAGCAGUAUUUCUCAUUGUCAAGAUUACGAUUUACGCUUGACGGAAGCUGAAAGUGAAGCAUCGAUAAACUUCAUUGCUGAAAAUCCCAAGGCCGUCCUUAUAUCAUUCUGUUUACAAAAAGAAAUUUCCCAUAGCGACCAGUUUCGCCUUGGUUUGAAGAGUGACGAUGUAAACAUGACAAUAUUUUUUAUCGCCAUUGGCUCUGAGAUUAUCAUUGGGAAUGAAAAAGAAAUGAAAAUGACAAAUAUCAGUCUUCAAGAUGAAAGAUGGCAUUUCUACGCAAUAAAACAAGAUGAUGAUUUGACAGAACUUUAUGUGGACGGGAAGUUAGAAACAGAAUUGAAAAUUUUUACAUUUAAUUAUUCUGAAAAUAUUACAUUGACUUUUAAAGGAAAGGGGACACUUUCAAGGUUAAAUAUUUGGAAAGACAAUUCUACCUUUUCCCAAAAGAUACUCAACUCAAUCCAAAAAUGUAAGUUUGCUAAAACUGGAGAUCUAGUGAACUGGAAAGACUUUGAAUUUACCAUGAGCGACAAUGUCUUUAAACAAACUCCAAGUGAAUGUGAUGAUGUGAAUGACUGUGCAUCUCAGCCAUGUUUGAAUGGUGAAUGUAUCGAUCUCCUCCAUGGAUACGAAUGUCGGUGUAUUUACGGCUUUUCUGGUGCCAGAUGUGAAGAAAACAUAGAUGACUGCGCCUACCAUGCAUGCGAAAAUAACGCAACUUGUGUAGAUGGUGCAGCAAAUUACACCUGUGAAUGUGAGAAGGGAUAUAAAGGAGAGCUUUGUGAAAUAGCAAUUGUUGAUGGAUUAUGGGGAGAAUGGGGUUUCUGGUCAUCAUGUAGUGUAUCUUGUGGGAAUGGGACCCAGCAGAGAUCAAGAGUUUGCAACAAUCCUGUCCCUGAUAAUGGGGGAAUGGAUUGCCACGAUAGCAGCACAGAAAAGAAGAGUUGUAAUGAAAGAAAAUGUCCUGAAUGUAGUACAUUAGAACGGCUUGAGAACGUAAUAUGGACGUGUAAUAACGACAGCCAGAACAUAAACUGUACUAUUGAAUGUGCCGCUGGAUAUGAUUUUGACCAUGAAAUAAAACCUUACUACUUGUGUGGAAAAGAUACGUUCUAUCAUUGGGAUUUUCAGACGGAUGAUAACCCAGAUGGGAAAAUGCCUUAUUGCUCAGAAAUUCAAGAGAGUAAACUUCUCCGGGUAUUCUAUAAAGCGUCAUACAACCAAUUAGAAUGUGACGGUGGGAACAAAUACACAUCUGUACACAGAGAAAUCGCCGAAACUGCUCAACUUGCAAUAAACAAUAUUGAAUGCAUUUCUAUCGGACUUUGUCAACUAGACCAGGUUAUUGUCACAAACUGUAAUCAGCGACAAAAGAGAUCCACCAUUGCAAACACCGCAGGAGUAGAUGUGUCUUUGUCUUGUUACCCUGCUAUCCACGGCAAUGAAAUCUGCUAUCAAAGCCUAUAUACUGCAGUAAAUGACUUACAAUUAUUGGCAAUGAAUCACACGCUUGAUGUUAAUAUAGACGAUAUUAUAUAUGAAAUUAACACAACCAGUGCUCAAGCUGAAAGUGAUGUAGCAUGUCCAACUGGAAUGGUGCCAGUCAAGUUCUAUUGCAUCCAAUGUGCUCCUGGUCGCUAUUACAAGAAAAACGAAUGUGUGAAAUGUGACUUUGGAACAUACCAGGAUCGAAUGGGGCAGCUUUCUUGUAAAGAAUGUCCAAAUGAAACGACAACUCCAGGAAGAGGGUCGCGCAUAGCGACGGAAUGCUCUGUCAAACUCGAAACCAAAAGUCAAACGUCCACUCUGAUCAUUACUGGAGUUUUGGUAUCCAUUGUUCUACUUAGUAUUGUUGUAGUGUCUGCUGUAAUUUGGAGGAAAUGUUUAGGCCGGUCACAUAAACAGAAAUACAGCUUAUCUUCUGAGUUAAAUGUUGAUACAAGAGAGCGAAACGUCGCAUUGAAAACAUCCAUUGACAGUUUGCAAUUAUCACAAGUACAGACUGGCAAUAUAUUGCAAGAAAAUUCAUCGAUAUAAAUAAGAGCCUCUGUUGAAGAAAAACAAUGAGAUUAGCGUGAAAGAAAACCGAAUAUAAUGAUUUAACGAGAACACAUGUAUACCUGAAUUGUUUAAUAUAACAAAUUUUAUUAUUAGGCGUUUUAAAUUUGCGCUAGAGAGUCAUUAAAAAACCCAAUUAAUAAUA